CUGCUCGCGUCAUCUGGGCUGCCGACGCCCUCGGAGCUGCAGCCUAGAUUCGGCUCCUCUGGGGCAGAGGGCCUGGUGCGCAAGCAGUUUCAGGAGUUCGAGACUUGGCGUUCUCAACAGGGCGGCUCCAGCAGCUCUCCGCCGACCGGGUCGGAGGAGGUCGACCAGGCUAAGCAGAUGGAGGCGUCCAAUCUCAGCGCUCUCGAGGGCUACUGCGAGGCUGUAGUCAUCUGGUUCGAGGGCUCAGGCUGGAGCGGCGACAUCGAGACGUACCUCAACGUCUGGAGCGACCCCAUCUUCGAGCAUUCUGGGGCAAGCGGCGGCCGCUGGUCACUCUUGUCGUCGCGAGGUGAAGAGGUCAAGCUGAAGGGUCUCGCCGUGCAGGAGUGGAGGCAGUUCAGGCAGUCUGACGAGGCCGACUGGCGGGUGCUCAACAGGCCGAACUUGCCGGGGAUACUCGGCAAGAAGGAGCCCACUCGCGUGCUUCGGACGCGUCCAGAGCAAGUGCUGUCUUCCAGGAUGGCUCGCAGAUGGAAGGCUCAGGAGGGGGCCUUCAGUGCGCCGAAGGCCGAGAGCCGCCGGUGCGUCCACGGCUUCGCCGACCCCGGCACAGAGCAUCCAGUGACCUACUCGCCGUCGGAAUCGAUGAUGCUGUUCGAUGGGCGCGACUUAGUCCAGAGUGUCGUGGACUGCAAGAACGCCUUCAGCCAGUCGCUGAAGCUCCGUUGGUCUGGAGGUCCUAUGUGCGUGGCUCCCUGCGAGGGGCUGACAGUCAUCCAUGUCCCGGAGGGCUGCUUGAUCGAGCUCCGCGUGGCCGUCUGCGGGCUCGAUGACGCGCCCUGGGAGUGGCGCGUCGCGAUCACUUCCUAUCUUCGAGUGCUGAUCGAGGUGGGCGACCUCUGGCUCGGGGCCGCUCCGACUCGCGCCGAGUGGCUGGCAGACUCGAUGAAGGCCGGAUUCCCCUGCGGCACGUGGCGCGGUAAUGGGGCGGAGUUCGCGUGGCGCCGCGUGCGCCGGGAGCGCAGCCGAAUCCGCGUGUACCACGAGAAGUACAUUCUCGAGGGAACUCAUCCCAUCAUCCUCGAGAAGUGCCGCCGCUCCGAGCGCCGGGGGUCUCUGGGCCGCUCCGAGUUCGAGCAGCCCAGGUCCGGCAUCUAUCGGAUCAACUGGGCGGCGAGGGAGACUCGACUGGAAGUCAAAGUCUCGGGCGCUGGCUCCAUACUGGCCAGCAGGUUGCAGCAAGCCGUGGUGGGUGAUAUCGUGAUAUUCAAUUGGGCAGUCCAGAUGCUGCGUAACACGGCGUCUCAGUACUUGACGAUGUUGCGCCGCGACCUGUCCCGCGUCGUGAGCUUAACUUUGAGUAACACGGCCGGGAUCGGCGCCGACUCGCCGAUCCA
Molecule: messenger RNA, 1397 nt
Organism: Prorocentrum cordatum
Lineage: Eukaryota; Dinophyceae; Prorocentrales; Prorocentraceae
Source: the annotation of a GenBank genome assembly